GCAUGCAUCAUUAUUAGCCCAGCAGUAGGGAGCUCUGCCUCUCACAAUGGGACUGGGCCUGACUGGUGGGCAAAGCGCCAGUGUACUGGUUUCAGUGUGUGGCGUUUCUCUGUGUGCGGUGGAGAGGAAACCCCAGAGAGACAGAUGAUAGGAGAGAUCAAGUAAAGAUACAAAAAAAGAAGAAAUCUGGAAAAGAAAUGUCACAUGGAGGAGAGAACAGCGCCCCGAGAGCUGUUCACCGACUCCCAGCCAACACAUUUACAAUCAGGGAAGUCUUCUCUUCUUCUCCUGCCCCGCUCUCACCUCCUCUCCUGGGACCCACGCCUCGCCCUCCUGAGAAAGCGGGACUCCCCCUCUCCGUUCCUGCUCCCUCCCACUGAAGCUUUAACUGCAGCCGCAGCGGAGCUGGAGGACACAGUCGUGUGCUGGAUUGUGAAGGAGGAAGAGAGAGCAAAGCCACUCCUGAAGCCAUGGACGUCAAGCUGCUGGCGCUGAUGACUCUGCUGGCCGUGGUCGUGCAGGUUCCCACUGCAAACGCCAAGCCCAUCAGCCUGGUGGAGCGGUGCUGGUGCCGCACCACAGUCAACACCGUUUCUCAGCGCUCCAUCAAGGAGCUCAAGUUUCUCCACACCCCCAACUGCCCCUUCCAGGUCAUUGCUAAACUGAAGAACAACAGGGAGGUUUGCAUCAACCCCGAGACCAAGUGGUUGCAAGGAUACCUGAAGAACGCCAUCAACAAGGUGAAAAAAUCCAAGAGACGCAACACCAAGAAAGUCUAAACUGCAGAGAAAGGGGCAGGGAGCGCACUGCCUCUGGAUCUGAACCCCCUCAACCCCCAGGUCAAACCUCUGUACCUCCCUGACACGGCUUUGGAUGUUUGCAAACACGCUGUACGCUACCUACCUGUCCACCUGUCUGUGGACCGCUUGCAGAAGCAGCACUUCACCUCCAAACCUGCACUGAGCGCACCGCCGUCAUCCCCUCUCCCCCCGAGCCAAGAGGGCGAGGAGUCGUCUUCUGAAAUCCACACAAGCUCCACAUGCAGUGAUAAAACUUUGAACCAGCAGGAUGCAAACAGGAACGUGUCUCUGAACGUGGAUCGAUUGAAUUAACUCUGCUUCUGUGACUGUAAAUAAUCAGGGAUGUUUUUUGGGGGUUUUUUUUCCUACACACCUGUAAAGAGAAACCUCGAGCAUUGUGACACAAAAGCUUUGUGACUUCGUAACAUCGUAACCUCUUGAACACUAACAAUGUCUCCAAGAGGACGCUGACGCAUCAGUUGAGCUUUGGUGAAAAGAAGAAGAACACCAAAGGAAACUCAUGCGAGGCAAACAUGUCUCCUUUUCUACUAAAACAUCCCCAGGUUUCCAUCUCCUCCCACUUCUUCUCUCACAAAAAUCACCUGCAUGCUCUCCAUCACCAUGUCCAAUAAAUUUCCUCUCUGGCCUCCAUCUGGUCCUUCUUCGACAUCGAAUGUGGGUUUUCCACACAUGCCAGCUGAACUCCGCUGCAGACGAUGAGAGGCCAGCCUGGCGUCCAUGUUUGAUGGACAGGUAAACAGCCAGCCUGGCUUCAUGGUGCUGAGGGUUCACAAAGACGGGUCAGAGCCAUUUAUACCACUGUGUAUCGCUUCUUUUUCAUUCUUUUAUGUAAGAGGGAACAUCUACUAACAACUGGGAGAUAAAAUGAAGUCUUGAGCAUUUACUGAUAACAGGACUUUUGCCAGACGAAGUUGAAGCCAUGCAAGGGAAAGAACGUAUUUUUGUUGAAACAAUUUAGCAAUAGAAAACAUGUCCACCUCAAAAAACAUGGAUUCCUCUAUCAUCUUAGGUUCAGGGGGUUUUUUUAGUGAAAAGAGUUUAGUGUUUUAUACCAACACCAUUCCUUUUUUAGGAAUAAAAAGCUAAUCAAUUGUCAAAAUUAUUCGGGUCAUGAAUGUCACAGAGGGAAAUGUUAAGGUUGGCAAAAGGGAAGUUUUUGUUUAUCCACUUUUUUUCUAUUUUUUUUACAUAUAUAUUUGAGCCACUUUAUUAUCAGAUGUGUCCUUUAGUGUAUUUUUUUAUCCUUUUUAUAUGUGAAAUAUUACUAAUUGUUUUUUUUUAAUCAUAAGUAGGUGAGAGCUACUAAAUGAAGGUGGAUUUUUCAGUAUUAAAUGUCUUUACCACAAAUAAAGAGUAUGUAAUCCUGUAUGCAAAGAAAUGCAACACCAUCACUGUCUGACUGCUUCAGUUAAAUGUAUUUUUUUCUCUCUCUUAAUGUUUCUUUACCAGUCAAAAUGAGAUGCUAAAGCUGACUUUUUUUUUUUAAAGAAGACUUUUGAAAUUGCUUUUGAGCGCUAAGCUUCCUGAGCUCGAGUCAAACCAACUGAACUAUUUUAUUUUUAUUUUUUUUUAUAGUUUUACUUUAGUCGAUGUGUGACGUGUCAACAGCCAAUGAGCCGAGACAGAACCAAAACUCAGCUUAGAUGUGAGCGGCCAGCACGUGCUUUCAAUCUGCCAGCACCAAAAAGCCUUUCCUCAGUUCAGAACCAGGUGGUUGUGAUCUUCGUUUUUAUGGUCAUUUUGUGCUGGUCUGUUUCGCUCUGUUGCUGUCUGUGAUUUUCUCACCAUUUUGGAGCAAACAGUGCAAUAAUCUCGUAAUUAAUCUCUCAUUAAUGGACUAGAACUGAACACCCUGUGUUGAUCCUGUGUGAUUAAACUAAAUUGUAUGAACACGCUGCUCAGAAAACAAAGUGUUUCAAUAAGGUAUUUAAAGGUAAACAUUUUGGGUUUUUUUUUUUUUAUUUGUUGCUCAUUACCAAACUACUCCACCCAUUGAAAUUGGUGAAGAGAAAUAACAUUUUGUAACAUUUUCUCGUGCUCAGUCUGUGGACAUGGAGAAUGUACUGAAACUAUAAAUUUAUGGGAAUCAAACAUGGUGAUAAUGACUUUCAGCAAAAUCUAAGAAAAUGUAAUCCGAUCGACAAAAAGCCUUUUGAAACUGUGUUUUUUUCUGUGUUUUAACAUUUUUAACAUCUUUUAAGUCUGUUUGGAGAAAUUCACAUCCAGCGUAACUCUUGCUCUCUACUGUUGUAUUUUUAAAUUAAUCAAAAUGAGUUUUUAUUUCGGAGCCCAAGACAAUGUGAAAAUGUAUUUUUUCUCUCGUGGCAGCUUCUGACUUAUUCCUCUGUAACGGUUUAGAAGAUUACUUCCUGUUUCUCACAGCUUGUAAGCCAAGAGGUUGUAUUUUUUAUUUUUGUUGUUUUUAUUUUUAUAUCUCUGCCCAUUUUUCAAUAAAGCAUAACAAGAUAACUAGA
Molecule: messenger RNA, 3295 nt
Organism: Poeciliopsis prolifica (blackstripe livebearer)
Lineage: Eukaryota; Metazoa; Chordata; Actinopteri; Cyprinodontiformes; Poeciliidae
Gene: cxcl12b
Product: chemokine (C-X-C motif) ligand 12b (stromal cell-derived factor 1)
Exons: 4
Coding region: 471-779 (102 amino acids)
Biological process (GO): immune response; axon guidance; positive regulation of cell migration
Cellular component (GO): extracellular region
Molecular function (GO): chemokine activity; chemoattractant activity
Source: RefSeq, a predicted model, not a curated record